GUUAGUGUCCCAUACUGUAUCUGCAGUACUCAAGCAGAAAGGAGGCCAUUGGUUGUCACCUUCCAGAUUCCUAAAGUACGAGGCAAUACUAGCUGAGUCAGAUGAUGUAACCAUACAAGUCACUAACAUUGUGAAUCCAGCCUCAUUUCUAGAAGGAAGAAUGCCAGCAGAACCACUCGAGCACGACUACCUGGAGACCAUUGAAGCUGUCCACUCCAACCGCCUGGAUCUCAAAGAAGAACCGCUUGAAGAUACGGACAACUGGUUCUCCGACAGCAGCAGCUUCGUGAAACAGGGAGUAAGGAUGGCAGGCUAUGCAGCGACCACAACGGAAGAGGUAAUGAAAUCAAAUUCUUUACCUGCAGGGACUUCAGCCCAGAAAGCAGAACUGAUAGGUCUUACCCGAGCUCUGGAAUUGGCAGAAGGCAUAAAGAUAAAUAUCUGGACAGAUUCAAAAUAUGCCUUCUCCAUCGUGCAUGCUCAUGGAGCAAUUUGGAAAGAAAGAGGACUGCUGACUGCCCAGGGGAAAACUGUCAAACAUGCAGAAGAAAUUCUACAAUUGUUAGAAGCAGUCCAACUCCCAGCACAAGUGGCCAUAAUGCAUUGCAAGGGGCUCCUGAAAGGUAACACUGUUCCAGAAAUAGGGAAUAGGAAAGCUGACGCAGAAGCUAAAUUAGCUGCUGCAAGAACUGGGGAAGUGAACAUAGCAACCUUAGUACCAGGGGAACCCGAUACUAACUUCCAACCAGAUUGUCAGGAAUCAGAUCAUAGAUGGAUUCAAAAGAACAAAGGCAAAUUGUUAGACAAUGGAUGGGGACAGUUAGAAACAGACAACUAAUAAUACCAGGGAAAUUAAUGUGGCAAUUUAUAAAAACAGAACAUGAAAAAGCCCAUUGGAGUUUAGAUCCACUUUAUCAGUAUUUACAGGCCAGAAUAGCAGGACCAAAAUUGUUCACCACCAUAAAGCAAGUCACAUCCCGGUGUGAACAAUGCCUGAAGAACAAUCCAAAUACAGGAACCAAAAUACGUCACGGAGCAAUAAACCGAGGCAAAUUCCCAGGUGAAGUAUGGCAAAUUGAUUUUUCUGAACUCCCAAGAAAAGGGGGGUAUCGAUAUUUAUUGGUGUUGACUGACACAUUUUCUGGGUGGCCUGAAGCAUACCCCUGCAGGACAAACAAAGAGAGAGAGGUAACUAAAGCUUUGUUAAAUGAAAUCAUGCCAUGGUUUGAGGUACCAAGAACUAUCUCUUCAGACAGAGGAUCACAUUUUUGUGCAAAGGUUGUGAGAGUAAUAAGCAAAGCACUGCAAAUUAAAUGGCAAUUGCAUAUGCCCUACAGGCCACAGGCCAGUGGACAGGUGGAAAAUAUGAAUCAUCAAACAACAAGUUGCUAAAAUAUGUCAAGAGACUAAUUUACAAUGGUACCAAGCUUUGCCUAUUGCUCUGAUUGGGUUGAGAGUUAAAAACCUCAAUCAAAAGAGAAACUAAGCCCAUAUGAAAUACUGUACGGUUGACCUUAUGCUAUGCAAAUUGUAAAUAGCGAUGCUGUAGAUCAAAUAGGUAAUCAGUAUAUAUAUGAUUAUGUAAUUGCUGUAGGAAAACAUUUUGAUAAAAAUGCUGCUGUAAUAGUAGAGCACCAGCCCAAACAACCUGAUUGUAAACUGCAUCUGUUUAAUCCCGGUGAUUGGGUGUAUGUUAAGAAUCUUUUAGGAAAACCCCUACAAGAGAAGUGGGAGGGACCUUUCCAAGUGCAGCUGACCACCUUCACCACGGUUCAGAUAAAGGAGUGACCCACAUGGAUCCACUAUUCUCGAGUUAAGAAAGCUCCAGAGGACAAGCAAGAAGACCCGACAUAAUGAAUCCAGCCCUCUCUCUAAUCCUCUCAGUGCUGACCAUUGGACUCUCGAUAAGUACUAUCGGACUUGCGAAUCAUACUGCUGAAUAUUUUCUUAAAAUUGCAGACUAUACUGGGGAUAUCAGUAAAGAGGUAGCACAUACUAUUCAGUGCACCCAAACACAACAAUGGGUACAGUCAAUGGCAGCAGGAAUCUUGAGAGAAGGAGCAUCAGGUACACUACCUCAGGAAAUAAGAGAAAUGAUACUAAGAAAUAGCUCUACCAGUCAGUUUGAGAAAGAUCACCAAGCCUGGUGGCAACUAGUGAAUUUUACAUACAAUCCACAACACUAGC
Molecule: messenger RNA, 2187 nt
Organism: Pipra filicauda (Wire-tailed manakin)
Lineage: Eukaryota; Metazoa; Chordata; Aves; Passeriformes; Pipridae
Exons: 1
Coding region: 161-838 (225 amino acids)
Molecular function (GO): nucleic acid binding; RNA-DNA hybrid ribonuclease activity
Source: RefSeq, a predicted model, not a curated record